This is a messenger RNA of Aspergillus ochraceoroseus IBT 24754, 2460 nucleotides long. RefSeq names its product Cupin domain protein. The record is from RefSeq and is a predicted model, not a curated record. The transcript is spliced from 5 exons. The coding region runs from base 283 to 2088 and encodes 601 amino acids. Gene Ontology annotation, biological process: kinetochore assembly; spindle attachment to meiosis I kinetochore; attachment of mitotic spindle microtubules to kinetochore. Gene Ontology annotation, cellular component: kinetochore. Gene Ontology annotation, molecular function: centromeric DNA binding. Lineage: Eukaryota; Fungi; Ascomycota; Eurotiomycetes; Eurotiales; Aspergillaceae.
ACGGAGCUAUAGAUCCUUCUACAGUACGGAACGCGUCUCAGACCAUUCCGGACUAGCGGCGCUUCCUCGCGUCAUGAAUUCCAGGUCCCCUCCACAGCAUCUUCGGACUUUUCUCUCCUCAAUGUGAAUUCCCAUCCCAAUACACCUCCGAUGGCACCUAUCUAGCGAAGAAACACCCAAAACAACCCCAAGAAACACAUUAAAUAUCCCUACCCCGACUCUCGACAACUAACCACCAGUUGUUACCCCCCGAACCGUCCUGUUUUACCGACAUCCGCAGCAAUGGCUCCCCGAGGGCCUGCGAAAGCUCGCGACUAUGAUUACUCCAACGUGGGAAAAGCUGGAAGACGUACCGGCAUCACCCUAAAAGAAGGCAGGCGGGAUGAACAUGGGAUGGAGGAGGUCGAUGGAAUUUUCUCAUCGCCUGAAAAAUCACCCGCCCAUGAAAGUGGAUUUGACGAUUCAACCGGCUCCGAUGGAAUGUCCAUGGACGAGGGGAACGGACCUGGUCCCGACGAUUUCCUCAACAGCAUCAAUGGCAACCGUGCUCCUUACUUUCCACCCCCAGUUGCGCGAUCGCCCAUGAAAACCGGCCUGACUGGAUCUCCGCGCAGAACGCCUGGUUUGCGCUCCUCCCAAAGCCCCCAGCGCGAUAUCCCCUCGUCAAGCCCAUCCGAUGGUAAGGGGCUCGCAAGCGCGAAGGGAGAAUCGCGACGCGAUGUAUCUCCUCUUACGAACCGGUCUGCCAAUGUUCCGAAUGGUACACACAAUAGGGGUAAUAAGAGACCCGAAAAGGCCACCUCAGUCUCCUCCGACAGCGAAGUAGACGGGGACGAGAACGGGGACUCGUUUGACCAGGUACAAAGCGACUUUGCAGACAGCUUCGUUGGUGGUGACGACCAUCUGAAUGGAGACGACUCCAUUGACGAGGACCAGGACAACACGGAGGCGGAACCCUCUCUGACUAAAACCACCCAAAAGCGAGGCAGACCGCCACAAAAGACCGCCAAGGCGUCCGGCGCAAAGGCUUCGGAAGCUGCCACCCGAGAUCAAAGAGACCACCAGGAUUCGGCUCAGAAACGGAAACGGCCCGGGCGACCCCCCAAAGCACAGAGCAAACCUAGCGACGACAUGGAGGAGCAACGGCCCGCAAAGAAAUCCAAGACCUCCGCGCCAAAGAACCGAACUACCUCUUCAGGAGACCCCGAACUAGACAAAGUCGUUGAAAACUACGUCAAUCGGACCGGCCCUCUCAAGGGACGGAGCUUAUAUAUCCUCAAACGCGAAGCGCCGACAGACAGCACGACCAAGCACACACGGUCAGGACGCAUCUCUGUCAGACCCUUGGCCUACUGGAAGAAUGAGCGAUGUGUGUAUGGGGAUGGCGAGGCUGCUGAAGGACAGCGGUUUCCACUUUCAACCAUCAAAGAAAUCAUUCGAACGGAGGAAUUGGAACCGGAGAAGAAAAAAGCUAACCGCCGAUCGAAGAAGUCGAAAUCCAAGAAGGACGAUGAUUCGGAUGACGAUGACGAACAACACCGUGAUCCAUACGAAAAGAAAGGAGGGGUUCUGCAUGGGUAUAUCAGGAAGUGGGAUCCGGAUACUCAAACGGCUCUGGACCAAGAGGAGAUCCUAGACAUCGCAUAUGCCCCCUCCGGUAUUGAGACGAGAGACGUGAAGGGAGCAACAUUUCGAUUUGCGAAGCUACUCAGUUCCCCAUUUAUCGGCUCUGGCAUCGUCGAACUGCCGCCUGGAGGAGUCAAGAAACCGAAGAACUCCAAGAAGAUGCAUAUGGUGUUUUACGUAUGUAACGGGAGGGUCUUGGUAGACAUAUCAGGUGUUCAGUUUAGCGCUGGAAAGGGAUGCGUGUUCCAAGUUCCAAGAGGCAACUACUAUAGUUUCGCCAAUACGUACAGCAAAGAUGCUCGACUUUUCUUCACACAAGGCUGUGUGCCUACAGAAGGCGACGAUACUCCCGGAUCUGCAUCCAAGACCGACACUCUCGAUGGCGAAGCAACUACUCCAGUGGCCCGCCCAAAAGCCACAAAGGGGAGACCAAAGGGUAAGCAGAAGGCUGCCGGCGCCUAGAAUGAUGACCGCAACAGAUUUGUCAGCUUUCAUCAUGUUUUCAUCUUUGGGUAUAUGUGACCUCACAAAUGUUAUGUGGAUGUAUCAAGUGAGCGUAAUUCAUUCAGGCUUUUGACCUUUAUUGUAUUGUUUUUGGGGUUGAAUUAGCGAUACCUCCCCCCCCUCUAUUACCCGGAUCACGGUGUUUGUUGUAUUAUCUUCCAUCCCCUUAUUCCAGUCUAUUGAUUUCCCCCUUGUUUGGUGAUUGAUUGAGCAAUGAUGAUGAGAAGGAUAGGACAUAGGCGUGGCGUGGCUUAGAAUGAGAAUUUACUGAACGAAUCAAGCAUCUCUCCCUCCCUCUCUCUCUCUCUCUCUCUCUCUCUCUCUCUCUCU